This is a messenger RNA of Cololabis saira (Pacific saury), 2604 nucleotides long. RefSeq names its product Kruppel like factor 9 (gene klf9). Gene Ontology annotation, molecular function: DNA-binding transcription factor activity, RNA polymerase II-specific; RNA polymerase II cis-regulatory region sequence-specific DNA binding. The record is from RefSeq and is a predicted model, not a curated record. The transcript is spliced from 2 exons. The coding region runs from base 330 to 959 and encodes 209 amino acids. NCBI's taxonomy places the organism in Eukaryota, Metazoa, Chordata, Actinopteri, Beloniformes, Belonidae. Gene Ontology annotation, biological process: regulation of transcription by RNA polymerase II.
UGCUCCUCGCAGUAAUUUAGGACAGUUGGUCAACGAGUGAGAGCGAAAUACACACCGGCACAACACCCCGGCCUCCAAACAUCUUUUUUUUUGGUGGUUAUUAUUUUGUGGUCUCAAAAAGAAGAUCUGGAGCGAGAGAGAGGAAGAGCCGGAGGAAGAUUCAAAGUGCUAUCUUUCCCGAGGCGGUGUUUCUUUAUCCGCCCAGCAUCCUCAACGAGAAAUAACGCGGAGUAGUGACAUUGGACACGACACGUGUGGAUGAUUAACCGCGUCUCCUUGCAGACACUUUUGGAUCGUUUUAGAGGACGCAGCGAGGCUCUGCGGGGGUGAUGUCGGAGGUCUCUGCAGACUGCCGUCCUCCAGAGGACACGCAACUGAAAGAGAGCCAAGAGCACGGGACUUUACUGAUGGUGGCGAUGAUUUUACUGGACUUGAAGAAAUGCAACCCGGACGCGAUCGGCUCUGGAGGAGGAGGAGGAGGCAGAUGCGUGGAGGCGCAGCAGAGCCGCAUGGACGGCCAGGACGCGCGGGGAUCCUCGGCUCUGAAACCCGCCCGCAACAAGGCUGCGGGGGGGAGACCGCAGGCUCCCGAGAAGAGACACCGCUGCCCCUUCACCGGCUGCGGGAAGGUGUACGGCAAGUCGUCCCACCUCAAGGCUCAUCUCAGGGUGCACACCGGUGAGCGCCCCUUCAAGUGUACCUGGCCUGACUGUGGAAAGAAGUUCUCUCGAUCAGACGAGCUCACCCGCCACUAUCGCACACACACAGGCGAGAAGCGCUUCAACUGCCCACUGUGCGACAAGUGCUUCAUGAGGAGUGACCACCUGACUAAACAUGCCCGACGACACGCAGGCUUCCAUCCCAGCAUGCUGCAGGGCUCCAGUGUGGCCAAGAGACGCCGCUGCUCCGUGUCCAUGUCCUCCUCUGAAUCUGGGGACCAAAGCCCUACAGGAGUCUGAAACACACCCACAUACUGUACAGGUAUACAUGAAGGUACACAGCAGGCAGAGAGGCUCGCGCACCCACAUGUAACAUACGUACCUUUUACAAAAAUCCCGCCAAUGUCAGACAGCUCAACCAGCCAUACUACAGUUCAGGGAGUUUUCUUUUCACAUGUGACAUUGUGCAACAGCAAAUAGCAACAUUUUGGACCUGCCUGCAGUCAAACUAGAGCUCAAAGUCUUAUUCCCUUUCGUGUUAAAUAAGGGUUAUUCAAGGUCCGUCAGGAAAGUGCAGCUGUCUCAGACUUUGUGUAACAGUUUUAAUGAGCGACUGUCCCAUCAAAGUGAUAUUCCUGUACAUUUACACCAUUGCUUGAAAAAAACACUAUAUGUGUUCACUUUCACACUAUGUUUGAAGAUGAAGUCAACAACAAGAAAAAUGGACAAUAAAAUAUUGCAAUGGAUUGAUUCCUAGUGCAUAGAGGAGUUUUGGCGAUUGUCUUUUAGUGAAUGUUAACGCAGACUUUUGUACAGUUGCCUUUCAGUCCAGGUCCAUGUGAAUACAUGCUAUAGCAGUAUUACUAUGUAAAUAUUAUACAGACUCUACUCAGAAUACUAUAGUUAAAUGUUAUUAGAGAGUAAUAAGAAAAGUUAUAAUAUAGGGAGAUAUACAAAGCUUUGUUCUUUAAUUUCAUAUGUAUGAUGAUAGAAAUCAGGUAUAAUCAGGUGUGUUAUGAGGUUGUAGGUAUAUAUAGUGUGUUUUCUGUGUGGAAACGAAAAUGUUGAACUUGCAAAUGAAUGCACCAAAAUACAUUUAUAGUACUUAAGCAAGACCAUAACACAUGAGCCAGUCUCAUGGGAAGACACGAUCACACUUCAGCACUUGUGUUGCUUCUUUCAGACUUUAAUUGUGUUACCAGUGCAGGGCAACAUAACAGGGUAAAGCCUUUUAAAAGUGGUCACUUUUCCCCUUUUUUUCUGAUUAAAGAUCACUAGAUCAAUGACUGUCUCUAAUACCGAUGGUGCCAGUUGCUGUAUGAUGAAACCAUAUUUAAAAUUAGUUUGUGGACUGCAUUUUAUAAAGGACUCAUGUUAUUUGUGGUCAUGCCAAUCAACAUUGCACCCCCAAGUGGUGACAUGGAAGCACAACAUUUCUUACAGUGAGUUUUUAUUUUGUAUUUUAGUUGUAGCACUUUGAGGACAGCACUCAUCAUUUGUGAACAAUUGUAUUCCAUCGUGUAGCAUGCUUGUGUGUAUUUCUUUGGUACAACCUAUAUUUUAUUUGUCUGUUAAUCUUUUAUAAUAUUACUAAUGGGGUGGGAGGACUUAUUAGUCCACUGCAGGAGCCAGAUACAUUGUUGAUGUCAUUAGUUAUUCUUUUUAUACUUGUCACCUAAUUCAUUCAAGUGUCUAAGCAGAGUGAUAUAAUUGCAGGAAUCAAACAUUACAGACAUUUGCUAAGUGAAAUGUUGUUUUUCAUUUCUGGCAUUAUGAUAACUGUGAUUACAUGCUGGUGCCUUUCAGGUUGAAUCCUUCUUCUUCUGAUGCUACUGUACUGUAAUCAGGGACGGACAAUGCAGACCCCAUGUUAUUGCAAUACACCUUGCUGUGUAAUAAUUACUGCUCAUGGGUUUAACAUUAAAAUUAUUUUUUUCUUACUAAA